Molecule: messenger RNA, 2906 nt
Organism: Harmonia axyridis
Lineage: Eukaryota; Metazoa; Arthropoda; Insecta; Coleoptera; Coccinellidae
Gene: LeuRS-m
Product: probable leucine--tRNA ligase, mitochondrial
Exons: 1
Coding region: 224-2857 (877 amino acids)
Biological process (GO): mitochondrial translation; leucyl-tRNA aminoacylation
Cellular component (GO): mitochondrion
Molecular function (GO): leucine-tRNA ligase activity; ATP binding; aminoacyl-tRNA deacylase activity
Source: RefSeq, a predicted model, not a curated record
AGAAAAUUAAUAAUGUUCUGUCUACAUAUAUUCUAAGUAAUUCACUAAUCCUAGACUGGACAUCCUGGUUUGACUUUUGAUCCUAUAAACAUGGGAUACGAUAUCCAGUUAAAUCAAGAAUAACGUACAAAAUUAUAGAUAAUUGAGACUGUGUUUCAGCUACAGUGAAAUAUAAUUUAAAAGAAACUUCUUUGGAUCCCAUAAGUGAUUCAACUCUUCCAGAAUGCAUUUCCUAAGAGUAAUAUCAUCUAAAAAGUUGAAAUUACAUCAAGGAACAUCUGAGAAAGUAUUUCUUCGUUCUAUUUCUGGAUUGAACUUAUGGAAUAAUGAAUUAACUAAUGAUGUUAAACACAAAAUAGAGACAUUCUGGAAAAAUAAAUUACCUCCUAGAAAAUUUGAAGAAAACAGUACUGAUGAAAAAUUUUAUGUAUUAUCCAUGUUUCCUUAUCCUUCAGGUAAUUUACAUAUGGGACAUGUUAGAGUAUAUACGAUAAGUGAUACGGUUGCACAGUUUCAGAGGAUGAACAAUAAAAAUGUUAUACAUCCUAUUGGUUGGGAUGCAUUUGGGCUGCCUGCUGAAAAUGCAGCUAUUAAAAAUCAAAUAAAUCCUCAAGAUUGGACAAAACAUAAUAUAUCACAAAUGAAAUCUCAGUUACAGCUAUUAGGAUGUUGUUUUGACUGGGAUAGAGAAAUAAAUACUUCAGAUCCUCAGUAUUACAGAUGGACACAGGAGCUAUUUUUGAAAUUAUUAGAAAAAGGACUAGUUUAUCAAAAAAAAGCUUUAGUCAAUUGGGAUCCUAUAGAUUGUACAGUCUUAGCAGAUGAGCAGGUUGAUGAAAAUGGAUGCUCCUGGCGGUCAGGUGCUAAAGUUGAAAAAAAAGUAUUCAAACAGUGGUUUGUUAAAACCACAAAGUAUGCAAAAGAUCUUUUGGAAGGACUGAAUGAUUCUUCACUUAGUGAUUGGAGGGAUAUAAUUAAAUUACAAAAACAUUGGAUUGGGGACUGUGAUGGUGUAGUUUUUGACUUUAAUGUUUCUAAUAGCGACGAGUGUAUUAGAUUGUGGACACCCAACCCUGAAUAUAUACAUCAUGUGAAAUUUAUAACAGUAAGACGUGAACAUUCUAUUUUGAGUCUAAAUGAUAAAUUAUCUGAUAUUGAUAAAACUUUUAAACUUGAUAUGACAUUGAUUAAUCCCUUCACUUCUGAAAAUAUUCCAAUCUAUGUUAGUGAUGAUAUAGAAUAUUUACAAGGCUCAGAUUCCUUUACAGGAAUUCCAGCUAUCUGUGAAAAAGCUAGGUUAUUUGCUCAAAAGAACAAUAUUCUUUAUGAUGAGAUUGAAAGAAUAAAUUAUAGUGAAAGUUUAGAUUUAAUAAGAAAAUCUGUUUGUGAUGAAGCAAAAGCAAAAAACAUUGGAGGUUAUUGGAGUAGUGCAAAGUUAAGGGAUUGGCUUAUUUCUCGUCAACGAUAUUGGGGGACCCCAAUUCCUAUUAUUCAUUGUGAUAAAUGUGGAGCACAGCCAGUUCCUAAAGAAGAAUUACCAGUUAAGUUGCCAUUACUAUCCUUCCAGGAGAAAAGGAGUGGCUUACAUUUGGCAGAAUGUAAGGAUUGGGUUAAUGCUCCAUGUCCAAAGUGUAAAGCUGAAGCUAAAAGGGAAACUGAUACCAUGGAUACUUUUGUUGACAGCUCUUGGUAUUAUUUACGUUAUAUAGAUCCCCAUAAUAUGAAAGAAAUAUUCAAUAAAGAAAAAGCAGAUAUGAUAAGUCCUGUUGAUUUAUAUAUUGGUGGAAAGGAGCAUGCAGUCCUUCAUUUAUAUUAUGCUAGAUUCAUGAGUUAUUUUUUACAUGAUAUUGGACUGAUUCCAGAAAAGGAACCAUUUAAAAGAUUGUUAGUGCAAGGGAUGGUUAUGGGUAGAAGUUUUAGGUUGAAGGGUACUGGUAAAUAUUUACCACCUGACGAAGUAGAGAUUUUAGAUAGUAAGAAAAAUAAAGCAAUAGAAAAAAAAACUAGAGCCCCAGUAGUAAUGACUUGGGAGAAAAUGAGUAAAUCAAAACUCAAUGGAGUAGAACCAUCUGCUAUGUUUGAAGAAUAUGGAGUGGAUACUACAAGGUUACUUAUUUUGGCAGACGUUGCCCCUACUUCUCAUAGAAAUUGGAAUAGCAACACAUUUCCAGGUAUAAUAAAUUGGCAGAAAAGACUGUGGCUAACUGUUCAAGCUUUUCUGAAAUAUAGAAACAAUCCACCAGAUGCAAUUGACAAAGAGAAAGAGAAGGAAUGUGAAGAAUAUAUGUUCGAUUCUAGAAAUUUUUACAUUAAGGGAACUACUUUCAAUUACUAUAUUUCCCAACAACUUAGUGUUGCUGUCUCCAAACAACAAGGUCUCACAAAUAGUAUCAGAAAAAUGCCACCAUAUGUUUUUGCCAAAAGUUUACAAUUUGAGAGAGCAUUGGCUGCACAAAUUAUUUUAUUAUCUCCAAUGGCACCACAUUUUGCAUCAGAAUUAUGGAGUGGAUUUUUGGAAGCACCUAAUCGAUUAAAUCAUUCAAAUGAGAUUUCUUGGGAGAAAUCAGUACUUGAUCAACAGUGGCCAGAAGUUGAUUAUGAUUAUAACUUAGAACUUUUAUGUCAGGUUAAUGGCGUUGACAAAUGUGAAAUUAAAUUAGAACGAUCAUUAUUGGAUCGAAUAACAUUAGAGGAUGCUUUAGAAUUAGCAAAAAAAGAAUUGUCCUUGGAAUUUGUAUUUUCAAAAAAGACUAUAUUAGAUACGUCAUUUAGACUUCAUAAAGGAAUUAAGGGAAUACUGAAUAUUACCAUUGAAAAACCAAUUGUACAAGAAACUACUGUAAAUAUAGAAAAUUAAUUAUUUUAUACUGUUGAAAAAGUUCUAAUUAAAAGUGGAAACUCCUUUA